Molecule: messenger RNA, 669 nt
Organism: Nelumbo nucifera (sacred lotus)
Lineage: Eukaryota; Viridiplantae; Streptophyta; Magnoliopsida; Proteales; Nelumbonaceae
Source: RefSeq, a predicted model, not a curated record
AUGAGUACUGAUCGAAUGCCUCGAUAUUAUGAAAGGGAGAUAUCCUUCUCUAUCUCUUGCACUGUAUGUCAGGCCCACCCACCGUCUUCAUCACGGCAGUUGCUCUCUCUGAGUCUCUUCUCUCUGCCUACCUCCAUGUCCGUGGCUGCUGCAGUUGAUCCACUUGUUGUGGGCCGAGUCAUAGGCGAUGUCGUCGAUAUGUUUGUUCCUACUGUCACCAUGUCUGCUUACUUCGGAACGGAACAUAUCACCAACGGUUGUGAUAUUAAGCCUUCUAUGGCUGUCAAUCCUCCUAAAGUUGUCGUCUCUGGCCGAAACGAUGAUCUCUAUACUCUGGUGAUGACAGACCCAGAUGCCCCCAGCCCAAGCCAGCCCACUAUGCGUGAAUGGGUCCACUGGAUCGUCGUUGAUAUCCCCGGUGGCACAAACCCCAUUAGAGGCAAGGACAUAAUGCCCUACGUGGGUCCUCAGCCGUCGGUGGGAAUACACAGGUACAUUCUAGUGCUGUUCAGUCAGAAGAAUCCGGUGAAGGACUCAAUCCAGCUCCAGCAACCAGCUACUCGCGUAAACUUUAAUACUAGGGAAUUUGCAAAGCAACACGACCUCGGCCUGCCGGUCGCAACUGUUUACUUCAACGCCCAGAAGGAGCUUGCGAAUGAAAAGCCUUGA